This is a messenger RNA of Leishmania mexicana MHOM/GT/2001/U1103, 1605 nucleotides long. RefSeq lists its product as hypothetical. The transcript has a single exon. NCBI's taxonomy places the organism in Eukaryota, Euglenozoa, Kinetoplastea, Trypanosomatida, Trypanosomatidae. The record is from RefSeq and is a predicted model, not a curated record. The coding region runs from base 1 to 1605 and encodes 534 amino acids.
AUGCUGCAUGAGGUUAACAUCGGCACGUCCGACAUCGUCCGCGGAGGCCAUGACGACGACGAGGCAACCACGCAGCAGCAGCAGCCCGCACUUUCGGUGGUGGAGGAACAUAUACAGCGCAUACGGCUCGAGCUGUGUGGGCAGCGCCACCCACCCAGUGGGUACGCGUCAGGCAUUGCAAUUCCCUCCACCGCCGCCGGGCUGGCUCGCGUCGCGGUACUGGCCGAUCUGCUAGACCAGGUGCGCUAUUGGGCCAUCGAAGAGGCAUCCACCUUUAAGGACGAGCCGAGUCGUCUCGCAGAGACGGAGGCUCCUGAAGCGGUGGUCGCAUGUCUGUGCAGCAGGCGAUCGCAGCUCGUGGCCCAGGCACUGCGUGUGGUGCAGCCCAUGCUGCGACACCGCCAAACCGCAUACGAAACACGCCGUGUGAUGGUAGAGGUCUGGGCGUACCGGGAGCGGGUCAACUCGAUGGUGCCACUGCCGGAAGGCUUCGACCCACUGCUUGCCAUGCUGGCGGAGGUCUUGGAGCAGCACAAGGGCGUGUUGCCAGUGCUUGUCGAGGCGCUUUCCACCGCGACCGCAGCGCUCCUGCAGGACGGAACAGCGUGCGUGAGUAGCGACAACGACAACGAGGAUAAUUUGGACGGCGGCGUGUCGCUGCGCCGUCGCAUUGCACCUCUGGUUGUCGCCCUUCAUGAGACUACCCUAGUGUACCAGAUGGAGUCCGCCAUGCGGCGUCACCCAGACGCGGUGCCGCUGCAGGUGGAGGGCGUAUCCUUCUGUGCCACUCUGGUGGACCUUCCCUGGCCAUUCGAGGCGGAGGUGGAUGGCGAAGAAGAUACUCCCACAUCCCUCGCUGACAUUGUCGCCCACAGCGACGGCGUGCUUGAUGUGCUGCAGGGCGCUCUUCGCCGCCACCGUCAGAACUUGCGCAUUGCUCGCGGUGUGCUGCACGUGUGGCGUGUGUGCUCGCAGCACCCAGCAAACCGUGUACCGCUUCUUCAGCAUGGCGCAUACGCCGGCGCACUGCACCAGCUACGUGAGGUGGGGCCGUACACGGUGGGUGUGUGGCGGGAGAUCGCAGAGACCGUCGGCUACUUUAUCCCACUGCUGGAUGCCCUUCAGCGCCGCACAUUAGCCCUGACGCUGCGCGAGUUGCUACUGCGCCGCCCGCAGCUUGAGAUGCUGGAGCUCAUUUUGGCGCUGCUGCUGUCGCUGCUCAUGGUUGUGGACAGUGGACACCAUGGCGGUGGUGGCAAGAGUGGCAGCGCGUUCAACAUGUACGCCAUGUACCCUCAGCCGCCCGCAGCAGCGCCGUCACCCAGCGACACCGAAAUUGCUGGUGAGCCGCACCACCGUGGGACGAAGGCCGUACUGCGUCUCAGCCAGCUUCAGUGGCAUCCCAUGCGCGACCUCUACCCACACAGCGGCGCAUCGGUCGCAGAAGAGGAUACGUGGCACUUCCUCCUAGAGCGUUGCGCGAUCCCGCAGCUGGUGAGUGGGCUGCUCGAAUACUUCGGCCACUGUGAGGCGGUAGACGAGGAGGAUGCAUCCGACGUGGACCGUGUGUGCCGCUUAGCCGAGGCGGUCCUCGGCUUCUUCUGA